GGGCUUACUGGCUGCCCGGGAAGGGGCCGCGGGAAGGGGAGCCGCCGGUAGUGCUGGGCGGUGCUGGCGGUCGCCGGGGCGGGCAGAGUGACUGACAGAGCACUCCGGGCCGGGGCUGCGCUGGGCUGGCGGCGGGCGGCGCUUCCCGGCCCUCCCUGGCGGCUGAGCCCGGCAGCGCCGAUCAGAAAAUGGGGGUGGACGGCAGGCGGGCGGGGGGAGCGGUGCGUCCUCGGCUCUCGUUCUCCUAAAAUGGCGCUGAAGAGCUGGGCCCGCUCGUCCUGGAGGUAGCUGAGGAGGCUGCGCCUGUCGUGUUGAAUUCCUUAAAAAAUGAACCUUAUUUCCCUCGAUCUGCUUGUGGCGGGAGUUUGGCAGCUGCAGACAGGGCGGCAGCAACUUCGUGUUUCCUAUGAAAUUGAACUACAUCUUAGGAAAUAAAGAAAUGGAUGGGAUGGAUGAAACAUCUAAAAGAAUCCUAGAGCCGUACCAGUAUUUGCUUCAACUACCAGGUAAGCAAGUGAGAACCAAACUGUCACAGGCCUUUAAUCACUGGCUGAAUGUUCCGGAAGAUAAAAUACAGGUUAUCAUUGAAGUGACAGAGAUGCUGCACAAUGCAAGCCUACUCGUGGAUGAUAUUGAAGAUAACUCAAAGCUACGACGGGGCUUUCCAGUGGCGCACAGUAUCUAUGGAAUCCCAUCUGUAAUCAACUGUGCUAAUUAUGUUUAUUUUCUUGGCUUAGAGAAGGUUUUAACCCUUGAUCAUCCAGAUGCUGUUAAAGUUUUUACCCGUCAACUUCUGGAACUCCAUAAAGGUCAAGGCUUGGAUAUUUACUGGCGAGACACUUACACCUGUCCUACAGAGGCCGAGUAUAAAGCCAUGGUACUGCAAAAGACAGGUGGGCUCUUCGGAUUAGCUGUGGGCCUCAUGCAGCUGUUCUCAAAUUAUAAAAAAGACUUAAAGCCACUUCUUAACACACUUGGUCUCUUCUUCCAAAUAAGAGAUGACUAUGCCAACUUGCACUCCAAAGAAUAUAGUGAGAACAAGAGUUUUUGUGAAGACUUAACUGAGGGCAAGUUCUCAUUCCCAACCAUUCAUGCAAUUUGGUCAAGACCUGAAAGUACUCAGGUGCAAAACAUUUUACGUCAAAGGACAGAGAACACAGAUAUAAAAAAAUACUGUGUACAUUAUCUUGAGAAUGUUGGUUCCUUUGAGUACACUCGGAAUACAUUGAAAGAGCUUGAAUCUGAGGCCUAUAAACAAAUUGAAUCCCUUGGGGGAAACCCUGAGCUUGUAGCACUAGUUCAACAGCUGAGCAAAAUGUUCAGAGAAACUGAAAAUUGAAAAGUUAACUUCUGGGUGUGGAUUAAAACUCUUUUGAAAAUGGGAAAAUAAGCAGAUCUCCAUCUGCUGUGUGAGAUAAUCUCACCUAAAGUGUGAUAAUCAGUCUCACCUAAAACUUUCUCUUGUAGCCAUGUUACAGAAAUUACUGUUAAAAAUAACUUGUCUUUGAGUUUUGGAAUAUAUACCCUAUUAUCUCAAAAGUCUUAACUGGUUACAGUUUGUUUUGUUAAAGCAGAUGUAUUAGAACUAUAACAAGUUUUGAAUCUGUACGUAAUAGUCUUUAUACAAUGGUUGAAAUUGUGUUAAAUUAAGUCAGGUUGACAUGUAUGUAUUGUACGUUUUAAACAAUAUUCUUGUAAACCAAAACUUGUGUUAAAAAACAAAGGAAGGUACUUGCAGCCACAAUGCACAUAAAAUUGUUGUGUGAUAUUUCUAAGUUUGACUUGUGAAGAUCAGGUGGGUCAGUUUACUAUGUCCUAGGGUGAAUAUCCUAUCCAGCUUCUGGGGAUAUUUUCAGGGGAAUGUGAAUUAUGAAAGAUACAAUUUCAUAUGCAAAUAAGACAUGCUCAGUCUGAAACUGUGACUUCAUAAAGAUUUUGAAAUACCUUAGAGGAAAGAUUUCAUCACAUCAGCAAAGUAUAAAUUUGCUGCUGAUUCCAGCUCUGCAGUGAGUCAUUUUGCUCACCUGGUUUUAGAUUUUGAAACUGUCAAACAUUCUGUAGCCAGAAACUUAAAUCUAUGCAUUAGCGCUCAUAUACGUGCCUGUAAAUAGCAACAUAAUGAGCUGCUAUUAGAAAUGGAAAGGUAUUCAUACCAGGUAACUUUAGGACACUAUAAUUGGUGCAGGUCUCUUUAAUCUCUGCUUGUAAUUGAGGGGCUUCUCCAAGACUUUAUUCAUAAUUCAUAUUUCAUUCCUGCUCUGAAUUACUGUCUGGAGGCAUGUUCUAUAUCUCUCCAAAGAGACAAGAGCUGUAAAUUUUUUGUUAAAACAAAGUACAGUAUCUUGUUUUACAAGCUAGAAUACCAUUUCAGUUUUGUUAAUUUCUUUAAAUAGAGCUUUAAAAUUAUAGACAUACCAAAAUAGAACUGGAUGGAGAGCAAGAUUUUGGGGUGGGGCUGAUAAGUAACAAAGUUCUCUGCUCUCAUAUAUGUGUGUAUAUAUAUAUAUAUAUAAAUAUUAAUAAAAUGUGAGCAGAGAGGUUUGGUUUUUUCUGUGCCUGGGCUGGCUUUAAUCAGGUUCAGGUCCCUUAGCAUUCACAGGUAGAUUAAGCUUUGCUUUGGGGUAGCAAGGUAAUGGUUUGGAUCAAAGGUAGGACUGGUGUGCUAUAAGCUGUGGUGUUAGCUCAAGCAUACUCUGAAAGGGACAGACACUUGGCUUCUGAUGUCGAAAGGGUAGUUUUGUGCAGGUGUUCAUUUACUGUACGUAGAAAACAGGGAGAGCUAUGAUCUCAGCUCACUGAGAAAACUCACUGAAGAAGGCUGCUGUAAUGUCUUCCCUGGGCAGCCUUAAUAUCUUUCUGAAAGUGAUCAAACAUGACAAAAUUGAGGAUGGCUGCUUUCAGUCUGAAAUAUUAUGUAGUUAUGGAUGAUAGCCUAUCCCUUUUAUCUGCAUGCUGAGGAGGAACCUUUGUCUGAUUAGACACAGAAUAAUAGGCUUUUCACUGAAUGGACCUGGUUGCCAGGACUGAAUAGCUUAAAGUUGGUGAAAGGUGUCUUUAAUGUUAAUGAAAGAGAAUUGUAAUUCCUUUUUCAUAACUUGCAGUGCUUAGUAAGCCUGUAAAUGUUUUAUGUGUUACGUGAAAAUACUAUCUGCAGCAAAUUACAUUUAUUUUGUGCCAUGUCUUGGGAGUUUCUAAGCACUAUUGCAGUCAAUGUUGAAUAGGGGAAAGCACUGAAAAGAUUACUGUUGUCAGGAGAAUCUUCUAGUCUCACUGUGAAAUGUAUCCUUGUGCCUGUUAAGAUAUUGUAACUGCUACACAAUGCAAAGUGCACUUAGUGCCAUUUCAUUUCUGUUCUUUUGCUGGAUGUAAACAGUUCUGUGUAAUCAAACAUCCAUAAUGAAGUAGCUUUUCUUUUUGUAUAAAGCUUUUCUGCCAUCUGAGAUUUCUGCUAUGUCAUCGCUCUUUUGUUUCAUUCUGGCAAUUCACCCCUGUAUUUAUUCUAAUUCUAUAUCUUGUAGCAUGUGCCUUCAUUAUGAGCAGGUACAUGGAUGUUUUCCAGUUGCAGACCAUUUAAACCACAAGUGGGUCAGAAGGGAAAAGCUGGUCCAGCUUUCUUUUCCCAGGUUACAAGAGGCCAUGCAGCUCUGUCUUACUCUUCUGCCUUCAAAGCAUUUGGUGCCAGUAUUCAAAGCAUGUGCUGAAGGUAUAUCUGAAAAGGCCCACAAGUAGAGCAUUGUUGCUCUUCACUUUGGUUAGGAUAAACAGGCUUGUGAGAGCUUUUCUUGAUGUACUCAGGAAUUGGAAGAGGCUGGGAUAUUUCUCCCUCAUUUGUUAAACUGGUAGAGCAUCUUUCAGUAUUAAAUGCCAGUAGUUACGAUGUCCCUUAGUCAAGGUAGAUUUUAUAUUUGGUGCCAUAAGAUCACUCUGUGCAUUUUCAUCAAUAUUCUCCAAUGUUAUUACUGGUACUGGCUCCUGAGGUUAAGCAAUGUUAGGAAAAACCCUUCUUUAAAGCAGCGUGUGGGUUCUUGUGACUGCAGAAUUAGUUGUGUAAGUGCGCCUCUCUGUUGCUACGCCUCCCACAACACGGAGUAGGGAUUUUUCCUGAUCUUCAUAAAAUAUGCACUGUUGUAGAAUGGCAAUCUGAGUUGCAAGUGGAGAUGCCCAUUGGGGAACAAAGGGGAUGCUGGUUUUAAUGUCAGUCUCUUUGAGCCAGAAUUGUUCUCCUUAUCUUCCUACCACUGCCAACAAGUUCUGCUUUGAUCACAUUAUCAGUGCAUUUCUUGGGGAUUUAGUUCUUGCAGUUCACAUUAGGAGAAAUGCAAAUACUCAUCAGUCUGGAGCAUUCCCUGCUACCUCAGCCCGUCUUCUGAUUGUAUGCUUGCUUGGAUGUAAAUGAAUGCUGUCACCUGUCUUAGAGUAGCCAGCCACUGGAUGGGACAUCUGUCUUUGCUUUUUCAUAGGCUUAUGUUUACCCCAUCAAUGAUGAUGAAAAUUGCAUCAUUUCAAGAUCUUUCUGAGGAGGUUGCUUUCUCCUCUCCUUUUGAACUCAGGCUGUUGAGGUACCCACUGAGAGCAACUUUGUAUGUAUCAGCCAGUUGUUGAUACAAACAACAUAGAAAUAUUAAUGGGAAAGAUACUGUUGCCAUUUCUUCAUGCUUCUGCUUUUUUGUUAAUUUUGCUAAUCUGGCUGCACUGCAUGUGCUAUGGAAAUUUCCUAUAUUAAUGACUUUUCCUCAGUUAUUGUUAAAUGCUAGCAAGGUUGGAAUAAAAAUGUGGGGUUUGUGAGGGGGUUUGCAUUUCUCAUGUAAAAGUGGUUUGAACUUUAAUAUGCCUUUGUCACUGAAUUGGGCCAGACUUUUAUUCAUGUGCAAGAGCCAUAUGGGCAUCUGUUGCUCUUCUUUGUAUCAUCUUAAUCAUUUUAUAUUUCAGGUUUGGUAUUUACUAUGUUCUUUGUAUUAUUUGCGCAGUACUUUCACUGUAAUUCUUCUUUCAGCUGUAUUUCUAUUCUGCUGUUAAUACCAAGCACACAUAAUACUAUCAAACUCGAUUUUGAUCCUGGACAAA
Molecule: messenger RNA, 5064 nt
Organism: Prinia subflava (tawny-flanked prinia)
Lineage: Eukaryota; Metazoa; Chordata; Aves; Passeriformes; Cisticolidae
Gene: GGPS1
Product: geranylgeranyl diphosphate synthase 1
Exons: 4
Coding region: 407-1339 (310 amino acids)
Biological process (GO): isoprenoid biosynthetic process
Molecular function (GO): prenyltransferase activity
Source: RefSeq, a predicted model, not a curated record